Molecule: messenger RNA, 4101 nt
Organism: Tetranychus urticae (two-spotted spider mite)
Lineage: Eukaryota; Metazoa; Arthropoda; Arachnida; Trombidiformes; Tetranychidae
Product: tyrosine kinase receptor Cad96Ca
Biological process (GO): protein phosphorylation; positive regulation of kinase activity; cell surface receptor protein tyrosine kinase signaling pathway
Cellular component (GO): plasma membrane; signaling receptor complex
Molecular function (GO): transmembrane receptor protein tyrosine kinase activity; ATP binding
Source: RefSeq, a predicted model, not a curated record
GGCUGUUACUUAACGCCUUUCAUUUCAUCUUUAUGUUUGAAAAUAUCUAACAUGUUUCUUCAAUUCCUACUAUAUCGUGUUCAGUUAAAUGCCAUGAAUUAAAUUGUCAAUGACUAUAUUCCUAAUUGCCUGUUAAUUUCACCAAAGAUCAAUUCGUUCUCAUCUAAAUCGUUUCUCCACUCUUUUUACUGUUUGUUUCCCAUUGAAAUGCAACUGUAAAUCAAAUGUUACAGUCUUUCUUUUUUUGCUCUCCAUUCAAUUAAAAAUUGAAUUCCUUUUUUCCUCUUUAGUGUAAAAUUUAAUUUGAUACACAAUUUUAAUUUGUUAUAAUCCAUUGAAAGUAACUAUUAAUCUCUAAAUUGGAUCAAUUUAUUAAAAAUUUGAUUGCUUUCUCUUCUCCAGUUGUACUGUUUUGUGUGGUGCCAUGUUUUGGAUGCAGACCCAGUGAUCGGUUGUAUUAACUCACCAGUCUACAUUUUUGUUUCACCUUUUUUUCUUGGACAAUCAAUCUUACUUUUAUUCAACUAGAAAUGAUUAUUUUGUAUUAUUUGAUGGUAAAAGAUUCAAUGGAUCUUCAUUUUAGGUUGAUUGCCGGGAGACGCUUGAAAUGAUUGGUUCCUAUCAUGACUGGUGACUAUUAUUUGAUUCCACCGGAAUGAAUUGUAUUGGAUUAUUUAAGAUUAUGUGAACCAAAAGGAAAUGAAGAGUGACACUAUAACCAUUUAUUGCACCAUUAAACUAAGCAAAAAAUUACAGCAAAUUUGUACAUAAAGAUACUGACAACCGUUGGCGUUCAUCAUUAUUUUCAUUUUGUUCAGCAUUUUAAAGCAGAAGAAUAUCCAUUUCUGCUAUCAAAUAUCUGGCAUCACCAUACAAAUUAAGAUUCAUAGGUUUGGAAUCAUCAAUCAAACUGAUCAAUCAACAAGUCAAUCAAUUUUCAAAGCUAGGAGUUAAUAGAUGCAGUGGUUUAUUGGUUGAAAAUGGUCAAGGAGAACCUGGCAAAAAUUAAACUUCAAAUUGAGUCGAAAAAGAUUUGAUCAAAUUAUCAGGUCUCAUGUGACAACAAUAGGAUCUAAAUGGUACCUUUCAAUGGCGAAACUCUUGGUCUCUGUUUCAAUCAAGGAGAAGGGAAUAAAAGCUUUUGAAACAAAAUUAGAUGUUACCAUGAAACUGGAAUGGAAUAGACAUGGAAUAUCGGAAUAAGAAUCUUGCAACUUGAAAAUAAAGAGGAAAAAGAAAGGAAAGACAAAGAAAGGAUGGAAAGAGAUGAUAAUUUAAAUGUUGGAAAGGAUUGAAAGGAUAGUCCAAGUCAGGUAGACUAAGAGAAAGUGGUUAUUCAACAAUUCAUGGGAGAUGAUCAAGAAGAUGGAGAGGAUGAAGAAGGUCGAAAUUUUAAGUGAGCCGAAAGAGAGAAUAGAAAAGAUAAAGAAAGAGUUUUAAUGUUAUCUCGAAUGUUUUCCUCUUUCCUGAGUUGAUUCACUAUCGUUCGUUGCUUCACCGCUUCUAUUCUGACUACUUUUGGAUCCUCCUUUAACCAACAUGUUGAAGUUGAUUUGGAUGAUGAUGAUGAUGAUGAUGAGCAUAAUGGAAAAAGUCGACUUUUUGGAGGACGACGACUAAACUUAAAUUCAUUCAUUCUUACUUUGAAACUGACUGCGGUAAACACCAGUUCAACUAUUCGCACUCUCUACAAGCACAACAAAUGCAACAAUCAACAGCCAAUUAACCAGCCAACCAGUCAAUCAACAGCAACACCAACAUUAUCACCACCAACAACAGAAAUAAAAACAAACGUUUUUUUCCCAACAAUUUAUCAACUCAGUUUAUCUCAGUUUAUUUUCAGUUUACUUUUGUUUCACUUUUCACAAUCUCUUACAAUUCUGAUUGUUGUUGAUCUUUUUUUGCCGCUGAUUUGGUUGUCUCCUUCAGUCUUGCCCUUUUAUCAUCACCUUUAACCUGUGAUGCAUCUUCUCACAUUUUCUUCCUCAUACGGAGGUUGACUUGGGUUAAACCGUUGUUUGAACCAUUGGAUCAUCAAAUAAUCUGACUGUUUCCCACAAAUAAACGGAUCAUAAUAUUCACUGUCAGUGCCUUAAAUGUGACUUUAAAACCAUCAUAUAUUGUUGACCGUUCAAUGUUAAACUAUGUAACUAGUUGAUGUGUUUCAUGCCCCUGCAUUUACCAGCAAAACUGGAACCGAUGGUUAAAUAGUUGAAGUGAAAUUGCUAUCUGUUACACACAACACAUCUCUAAAUUCAUCAUCAGAAUCAUCUGUUUUCUUCCAAUUCAUAUGUUAGUUUCAUCUAUUGUAAUUCAACGCCAUGGAUAUUUUUUUCCUUUAUUUUCCUCUCCUAUUGCUAAUCGGCCUUUCAGAACAAGAUGAUUUCAUAUCCAAUGGAUCCAGAGUAUUCAAGGAGCUGAAACUGAUACCUUUGGAUGCAAUAUUAGAGGAAACAACAUCAUCUUCAGUGCGAUUACCUGAAUUUAGUGAGACUCAUCAAGAAAAUGAUGAAGCUGGAAGAUCUCAUAAAAUGACAACACCAUUAUCGUCAUCGUCGUCACAAUCGUCUUCAUCGUCAUCACCAACACCAUCGACCAACAUUUAUAAUGCUUCAACCAAAAUAUAUAUUGUUGCCAUCAUCGGUAUUGUUCCUGCCAUUCUUGGUGGAUUAGUUUAUUGGCUUAAUUAUUUUCGUAAAUCGUGUUUCAAGACAAAACGUAAAGCGCAGGAAAAGAGCGCAAUGACGUCCAAGGGGUGGCAUGGUAAUUACAUUCGGCCCUAUCGGUAUGAGGGUAAAGAUGAAAGUACAAUUAAAUUAGGAUCAGAUGAAAUGAUGUCCAUUCAAGAUGAGAAGGAUUUGAUAACCUCUCCAAUUGUCCGUAAAAAGAGGACCUAUUCAAUUGAAUAUCCAAGGCACAAUCUAGAGUUAUUAGACAUUCUUGGUGAAGGCAAUUUUGGUCAAGUCUGGAAGGCGCGAAUAACCCAUUUUCGUGAAAUAUCUUAUGUUGCUGUUAAAACAAAUAAACCUGAUUGUGGGGACAAAGAUUGGGAAGAUUUACUUCAAGAGUUGGACAUUAUGCUUAAAUUGGAUAAACACCCAAAUGUUGUCCGACUUUUAGCUUGUUGUACUGAUAAAGUUCCGUAUUAUCUUAUCAUGGAGUAUGUUGAACAUGGUAAAUUAUUAAAUUACAUUAGACAGUAUCGAAAGGACAAUCGUUAUUACAAUGAUGGAUAUUACAGAUUUACAAUUGCUGAUUUAAUCUUAUUUUCAUAUCAUAUUGCCAAAGGAAUGGAGUUUAUAUCAAGCUAUGGAAUAAUUCAUCGAGAUUUGGCUGCAAGAAAUAUCCUGAUAUCCAAAGAUCGAGUUUGUAAAGUAGCUGACUUUGGGUUAGCUCGUAAUGCAACCAAUUAUGAUCGUGAUGGUUAUGAGCAAAAAACUCGAGGAGCAAUGCCGAUCCGUUGGAUGGCUCCUGAAUCAUUGAGCUUAAAUAUAUUUACUGCCAAAUCAGAUGUUUGGUCAUUUGGGAUACUUCUUUGGGAGAUUGUUACCUUAGGAUCAACACCCUAUCCUGGUUUAACAGCUGGUGAAGUGGUUAAAAAUGUCCGUGAAGGCUAUGUUAUGGAGAGACCGCCGGUUCGUUGGUGCAACUCAGAGGUUUACAACUUAAUGAAGGCCUGUUGGUCCAAUAAUCCUUCAGAGAGGCCAAACUUUACUCAAAUUAAAUUAAUUUUGGGUCAAAUGUUGAGUUCUCGUCGUGAUUAUGUUGAUCUAAGUGACUUUCAAUCAGGUCCUUAUUACAAUAUCAUGUACAGUUCACCGGGUGAAAAGGUUUAGUCAAAUCAAAUCUCAACAUCUUGAGUCAAUUCGACAAUCACUGUUAAUCAUUGCUAAUCAUUUCAAUAUGGAUCAAUUUUCGCCAAGCAACUUCGCAAAUUGAACCACUUCUGUCCACCAUCUUCAUCAUCAAAUGGCCUUUACUUUAUUUCAUCAAAUCACCAAAUAUCGAACUCAUCAUUUUCAGACAAAAAAAGACUUUAUUACUUUGCUUGACCAACAAUUAUUAUGUUAAUGAUAAUUUGCUCUCGUAUUUUUUACUUGU